Paramecium octaurelia is the source of this 424-nucleotide messenger RNA. Lineage: Eukaryota; Ciliophora; Oligohymenophorea; Peniculida; Parameciidae. The record is from the annotation of a GenBank genome assembly.
AUGGGUAGAAUACUUGUAUUGCAUCGUAAAAAAUCAUAAAAGAUGAUUCUCAUUCAACGAUUUAUCUCUUGGCAUAUACGUUGGCAAUCUAGCUAUUCGGAACUUGAUUUUUCUAAGUAGGUCUCCAAAUUCAAAAACAUUUUAGAAUACUUUAACUUCUGUUUAGAUAGAUUUACCAAUCCUGACUAUGCCUUCAUCAACUUAAAGUCCGAAUCUUACGUACGAGAUUUCUAUACACUUUAAUGGAAGAAAGUGGAAAAUACUCCUUCCAAUAAAGUAUUUUAUUUCAAUAUUUAAAUAGGCAUGUUUUUUAAAAUUGCGAAAAUUAUCAUUAAAAUUCAAACUAAUAAAUUCUUAGAUUUAUUUACAACAGCACAGCAUGAUGAAAUUAGUCUAGAACCAGAAGUUACAAUGCAAUUUUUGA